UUUCGAGGCGGGGUGAGGCCACGCGGGGACGCGCACAGCGGCCGGGCCCCGCUCGGCCUCCGGGACCCCGGGCCCCGUGCACCCCGCGCCCCCCGGGACCAUCUACCCCGCGCUGCACCCCGUCCCCGGAUCUCGCGACUCCCGGGCCUACGGGUCCGUCGGUCCCGGGGAGCGCGAUGUCUUCCCCGGAGCAACAGCCCCCGGGCCAUGGUGGUGGUGGUGGUGGCAGCAACGACGACGAGGAGGAAGGAGGAGGAGGCCUGGAGCACGUGCCAUCGUCUGCCUCCAUUCACGAUGAAGACGUCAUGGAGCAGAUCCUGCUGGAUGCGCAGCACGAGUCGGAGCGCAACAGUCCCCAGAGCCGCUCCCACAGCCACAGCCCCCAGAAGCCCCAGAGCCCGGUGUUCUUCAGCUGUGGCCCAGAGAGCAGCAACGCGGAGGAGACAUUCCUAGGCGAAGGAGGCGGCGGAGUCUUCAGCUGUGGCUUGGAGAGCGGGGAGGCUCUAGGGACGCCCCCCCAGUCUGACGGAGGGAGUCGCCAGUCGGAUGAGGAGAGUGGCGACAGUGAGGCGGGAAGCAAGAGGAGUUCGGAAUGGUCCAGCCGCCCUGAAAACUCCCCACCUAAAGAGCUGAAGCUGCAUGCCUCGCAUCGUGCAGCACGGACAAGCGUGCGGAAAAGCAGCGCCGUGAAUAGCGGUGGCCUCUUCUCGUCGGAGGUGCUAUGUGUCAUCGUGCCAUCCCUCCUCCUCUCCCACCUCCUCACCCUCGGCCUCGGGAUCUACAUCGGCAAGCGACUCGCCGCCUCUUCCCACAGCUCCUUGUAAAAGAAGGCACUUAACUCUUAUUCACUUUUUAAACACAAUUGUUAAAAAUCUAAAGCUAAAAAAAACCUUGUAAUUGAUUGAAAAUAAAAACAAUCCUUAGAAGUAAAAGUUAAGUUUUACACUAAGCUGAGCACUCUCCCAUGUUUGUGUUACUUGCGAGACGUCGAAAAGUACUUUAGUGCAUGUUAUAAAAUAUGCUUGUAUGCCACUGUGAAAUCAUACGUAGUGCUGUAAAGGAUGAGUCGUGUAUAUUGAAAAGUCAUUGUUAUCUUAAGCAUUGUGCCUUCCAGUUCCUUAUUUUGUUACAUUCUGUAGAUCACAAUACACUGAAUACAGUACAGUAUUGUAAUUUGUUGACAUGCUUUCAUCUAUCCAUGAUUAAACGUUCCCCAUAGCUGA
Messenger RNA from Lethenteron reissneri (Far Eastern brook lamprey), 1223 nucleotides. Its product is annotated as BCL2/adenovirus E1B 19 kDa protein-interacting protein 3-like. The record is from RefSeq and is a predicted model, not a curated record. Gene Ontology annotation, cellular component: nuclear envelope; nucleus; mitochondrial envelope. Gene Ontology annotation, biological process: mitochondrial outer membrane permeabilization; defense response to virus; positive regulation of apoptotic process. NCBI's taxonomy places the organism in Eukaryota, Metazoa, Chordata, Hyperoartia, Petromyzontiformes, Petromyzontidae.